Molecule: messenger RNA, 2088 nt
Organism: Penicillium salamii
Lineage: Eukaryota; Fungi; Ascomycota; Eurotiomycetes; Eurotiales; Aspergillaceae
Source: the annotation of a GenBank genome assembly
AUGAUGGCGGGGAUGGAGAACAUCUACUCUGCCACCUACAGCAGUAACCCAGUCUACGAGCUCAAAAUCGACGGCGAUAGUGUGAUGAGACGGCGAGCAGAUGAUUGGGUCAAUGCAACACAUAUCCUUAAAGCUGCCGGAUUUGAUAAGCCUGCGAGAACCCGUAUCCUUGAGCGAGAGGUCCAAAAGGGCGUGCAUGAGAAAGUACAAGGUGGAUAUGGCAAAUACCAGGGGACUUGGAUACCUCUCUCGGAGGGUCGACAGCUCGCCGAGCGCAACAAGGUCCUCGCCAAACUACUCCCAAUUUUCGAUUACACUGCUGGAGACCGCAGCCCGCCCCCAGCGCCAAAGCACACUUCAGCUGCAUCCAAGCCCAGGGCCCCGAGGAAAUCGGCCGCCGCCAACCGUGCUGCCGCGGCCGCGGCCGCGGCGGCAGCAGAGAGUCUGAAAGUUGUUCAACCUCCACGCAGCAUGGGUCCUCCAACCAUUCCCCAAGACCAUUAUGAAAUGAACGCAGGGUUUGAUGACAAUGAGUCCAUUGGACAUAAUACCAUCGAGUCUUCUUCAAUGAUUGCAGAUGAAGACAUGCUUCAGAUGUCACACGGCGGUCGCAAGCGAAAGCGUGGAGUGGAUGAGGCAACUGCUAUGUCAAUCGCCGAACAGGAGCAUAUCAUCUAUGGUGAUCAGCUCUUAGACUAUUUCAUGACCGUGGGUGAUGCCCCAGAGGCAACUCGCAUUUCUCCUCCUGUCCCUCCCAGCCAGUUCCAAGUUGACCGAGCUAUUGAUGAUUCUGGAAACACUGCCCUUCACUGGGCCUGUGCAAUGGGUGACCUGGGCAUUGUGCACAGCCUUAUCAGCAAAGGAGCCAAUGUCAAGGCACUUUCAGAGCACGAAGAGACCCCGCUUGUCCGAGCUGUCCUAUUCACCAAUAAUUAUGAAAAGAGAACGUUUCCGACACUGUUGGAUAUGCUCCUCGACACCGUAUCAUUCCGGGAUUGGUUCGGCGCCACCAUCUUUCACCAUAUUGCGGAGAAUACUCGAAGCAAAGGGAAGUGGAAAAGCUCACGUUACUAUUGCGAAAUCCUCCUUGAUAAAUUAUGCAAAACCUGCUCGCAGGACGAGAUAGCCAUCUUGCUGUCAUGUCAAGAUCAAAACGGAGAUACUGCCGCCCUUGUUGCAGCACGAAAUGGCGCAUUCCGUUUGGUUAAUAUCCUUCUCCUCCACUGCCACCGCGCAGGAGAUCUUAUGAACAACAAAGGCGAGACCGCUGCCAACAUUACACAACGCGCCCACCACCCCGACCAUGACAUCCCGCCAGCUCCAUCUUCAGUUACUAUGGCCAAUGAGCAUGGUGAUGGUGAUGUGGGUGGCCUUGCGACUGCGGACCAACAUCCUGCUCCUUCGGUUACAGAGGUCCCCGCAACCACCGAGCUUCUCUCUAAGAUCGGCACCAUCAUGUCCGAUGCAAACAAGAAGCUCGCGGUGACAUACGGCAACUCAAAGGAUAAUCAGCAAGACUCCAACGAUGUUGCCAAUCCCGAGACUUUACACGAGCAACUCGAGUCUGACCGACAGAAGAUCCAGGCACAACUUGUCAAGCUGAAUGCCAAAGAGGCUGAGUAUGAGCGUACUGGUGACCAAGUUGGUCGGUGUGAAAGCUUGCGGACCACCUACGAGUCCCUCCUUGAGCAACUCCAAUACAGCCGCUUGGCCCAGCAGCUUGCAAUCACGGAGGUUCCCAAGCCAACGCCGGCCUCCCUCGAACAAGAUCAGUUAAUUGCGCGGUACCAACUUGCCCAGGAGCUCAGUUCUGCGCAGAAAAUACGGCGCAAUGCCGUCAAAGACCUAUCUCAACAAACAGCCGACGCGGGUGUUAGCACCAAGUUUGAUGUUCAUCGUAAGCUGGUGGCGAUGGCGACUGGGCUCAAAGAAGAGGACCUGGACCCGAUGGCCGCCGAGCUGGCCGAAACCCUGGAGUUUGACCGGAUGAAUGGUAAAGGUAGCACCCCUGAGCUUGGGCAUCGGCGGCUUCCUUCUCAAAAUGACACGGAUACCCUCCCUGGACCUGGGGUUUCUGUGAACACUUGA